Molecule: messenger RNA, 357 nt
Organism: Cooperia oncophora
Lineage: Eukaryota; Metazoa; Nematoda; Chromadorea; Rhabditida; Trichostrongylidae
Source: the annotation of a GenBank genome assembly
AUGGAAGCAAAUCCUGCUUUAUUACACCUCAUCCGUGACUGCUGGACGGAACGCCCCUCUGAAAGGCCACCUAUAACUAUGGUGAAGUCGAAUUUGAGAUCCAUGAAUUCUAACAGAAGUCAAAACUUAAUGGAUUACGUCUUCAAUAUGCUCGAACAGUAUGCUUCCACACUAGAGGGAGAGGUAGAGGACAGAACGAAACAGCUGGCGGAAGAACAAAAGAAGAGUGAUGUUCUGUUGAAUCGAAUGCUACCAAGGGAAGAAUGGAUACGAUCAGUAGCAGGCCGCGCAGUUGCGUUUACCACAACCUUUGCCCCAUCCGCAAACCCCUGGUACCCGAUGCAGAUGAGAAAUUAG